Molecule: messenger RNA, 1191 nt
Organism: Pogonomyrmex barbatus (red harvester ant)
Lineage: Eukaryota; Metazoa; Arthropoda; Insecta; Hymenoptera; Formicidae
Source: RefSeq, a predicted model, not a curated record
GGAGUGACAUUGGCGGAUGGUAAAUUUUAGAAACAUGAUUCCAGCGCGAUUAGCGAAUUCUCUCCGUAAUCUUUUCAAAUUGUCUUCCGUUAAUCGUGCAUCGAGCAAGAAUCAUUCAUUCAUUUUUCUUUAAAGUAUUUGUUAAAUGCGAUUAAGAGAAUUGUGAAAUCAUCACUAACAAUAAAAGAACAUUCAUUAAUUUACGAGAAAUCGAAUCCGAGUUCGUUGAAACAAAUGUCUGACAAGAAAUCAGCAAAUUGUAUCACUACUUUUAGCAAAGAGGAGUAUACGGAUUACCAAAAAUAUCUCUCGUCAAAGCAGGAGUGGCCUGGGAUUAAUGUCAAAGCCGAUUCACGAGCAACAUUAAAUGUACCCGUGCUCAUUAUGGAAUUAUUUCGAUUGGUACCCUACAAAGAAGGCCGUUACGUGCAUUUUCACCCAUUCAAUAUGCCUUAUAUUAAAGUACGUAAAAUUGAGCUAGUUGGAACCGUUAGGAAUGUUAAGCGUAAUGCUAAUAAUCUAUCUCUGACAAUUGAGGAUGGAACAGGAGUGGUGGAAGUUAAUUAUAAAUUAGAACAAUACAUGUUAUCAUUGAAACAACGGCAACAAAUUGAUGAGAAGUAUAGGCACCAAGCUGAAAAUUUGAGAAGCAAUAAGAUGAAAAUGAAUAAAAAUUAUCCAAAGAAGUUUCCCAAGAUACGUCCAGGAUUCUCCUAUCCAUGUGAUGUAUCUCUGCAUGAUGUAGCUAUUCUGGAGAAUGAAUGGUGGUCAGAGACAAACGGUGGCUUGUUAGGUAAAGAAAUUCAACCUUUUGAUUAUGUACAUGUCAUUGGAUAUCCAUAUUUUGAUACAAAGUUCCAAAAGAUGCCAGAAGAAAUUACAGCAGAGUUUAUUGAGCAUGCAAGACUGACUGUGUUUGCAUUAUUUGUUACAUGUAUCUCUGAAGAGAUGUAUAAUAAAAAAUUAUCAAUAUGGAUAGACACCACUAUUCGCCAAAGAUAUACUGAGAAUCAAGGCUAUACAAAAAAUAAAUAAGUCUAUAGAAAUUACAUUGAGACUAUGUAAUGUAUGUUAUUUUUCUACUUUUUUAUCGUUAUAUAUAGGUUGUAUAAGAUUAUAAUUAUAACGUUAUAUGAGGAAGUCAUGUAAAUCUUGAUGUCUCAAAUAUAAUUUUAAUACAUUAAUAGCAAA